Molecule: messenger RNA, 857 nt
Organism: Condylura cristata (star-nosed mole)
Lineage: Eukaryota; Metazoa; Chordata; Mammalia; Eulipotyphla; Talpidae
Gene: TSPAN11
Product: tetraspanin 11
Exons: 8
Coding region: 135-857 (240 amino acids)
Cellular component (GO): membrane
Source: RefSeq, a predicted model, not a curated record
CUGACCCUGUCCCCGCGGGAGGGCCAGGAGCGCGGCGGGGCUGCCGCGAAGGCGCCUUGUGGCCCUACGAGGCUUGGGCGAGGCUUGGGCGCCGCCGCUGCGUCUCGAGCCGUCUCGAGCCGGGUCCAGCAGCCAUGGCGCAGUACAAGGCUGAGCAGGACGACUGGCUGAUCGUCUACCUGAAGUAUCUACUCUUCGUCUUUAACUUCUUCUUCUGGGUGGGGGGGGCCGCCGUGGUGGCCGUGGGCGUCUGGACCCUGGUGGAGAAGAGCGGUUACCUGAGCAUCCUGGCCUCCAGCACCUUCGCCGCCUCUGCCUACAUCCUCAUCUUCGCAGGCACCUUGGUCAUGGUCACCGGCUUCCUGGGCUUCGGGGCCAUCGUCCGGGAGGACAGAAGCUGCCUGUGCACCUAUUUCUGCCUCCUGCUGGUGAUCUUCCUCGUUGAGCUGGUCGCAGGGGUCCUGGCCCACGUGUACUACCAGAGGCUGAGUGACGAACUGAAGCUGCACUUGACCCACACUCUGGCCGAGAACUACGGACAGCCCGGAGCAGCUGAGAUCACCUCUUCAGUGGACCGACUGCAGCAAGAUUUCAAGUGCUGCGGGAGCAGCAGCUUGGCCGACUGGCAGCUGAGUGCCUACAUCCUGUCGCAGGAGGCCCAGGGCCGCCGGGUGCCCGACAGCUGCUGCAAGACGGUGGUGCCGCGCUGUGGCCUGCGGGCCCACCCCUCCAACAUCUACAAGGUGGAGGGAGGCUGCAUCACCAAGCUGGAGCAGUUCCUGGCUGACCACCUGUUGCUCAUGGGCGCGGUGGGCAUCGGGGUGGCCUGCCUGCAGGUGAGCUGGAGGGGGGAGUGA